AUGGCCGAGCCGGGCCGCGGGCCGCCCGGCGCUCCCGCUCCCGCUCCCGCUCCCGCUCCCGCUCCCGCGCCCACGCCCACGCCGGGCACGGAGGGGCUGCCGCGCGCCUUCCUGCAGAGCCUGCGCACCCUCUUUGACAUCCUGGAUGACCGGCGGCGCGGCUGCGUGCACCUGCGCGAGAUCGAGUCCCGCUGGCAGGGCGCCGACGCGCGCGAGUUGCCCCGCGGCGUGCUGGAGGGCCUGCGCCAGGUGGCCCCGGCCAGCGGCUACCUAACCUUCGAGCGCUUCGUGGCCGGCCUGCGCACCUCGCUGCUGAGCGCCGACGGCGGCCCGCGGGGCCAGGCACGAGCCCCGGCCCGGGGAGGCUGCCCGGCGCGGCCUGGGGGACCGCCGCCGCCGCCGCGCCUGGUGUUCGCUCCGGCUGAUGAGCCGCGGACGGUCCUGGAGAGGAAGGCCCUACCCCCGGGCGCGCGGCCCCCGCCAGCCGUCCCCGGAGGCGCGGCCCGCAGCCUGGAGAAGCUGUGCGCGCCGGCGGAGGCAGCGCCCGGUCCUGCGGAGCCCGAGCGGCCCCAGGGCGCGGCGCUGGAGCGGAGCCCGAGCGCGGACGCUGGUGCAGCAGCCUGCAGGCCCCGGGAGCUCAGUGUGGGUGAUGCCCAUCGGGUCCUUCGUGCCCGAGGGGAGCGUCGGCGGCAUACCAUCACCAACGGCGUGGACUGUGACCUGCUAAAGCAGAUGCAGGAGCUGGAACAGGAGAAGGAGGUGCUGCUACAAGGUCUGGAGAUGAUGGCGCGGGGUCGAGACUGGUACCAGCAGCAGCUGCAGCGUGUACAGGAGCGCCAGCGCCGCCUGGGCCAGAGCAGGGCCAGCGCUGACUUUGGGGCUGAGGGGAGCCCCCUCCCACUGGGCCGGCUGCUGCCCAAGGUACAGGAGGUGGCCCGGUGCCUGGGGGAGCUGCUGACUGCAGCCUGUGCCAGCAGGGCUCUGCCCUCAUUGUCCUCGGGGCCCCCGUGUCCAGCCCCAGGCCCUGCCUCACCCUCCACCACAGGCUGGCAGCAGCAGACCAUCCUCAUGCUGAAAGAACAGAACCGUCUCCUCACCCAGGAGGUGACCAGCAAGAGUGAGCGUAUCACGCAACUGGAGCAGGAGAAAUCUUCCCUCAUCAAGCAGCUGUUCGAGGCACGCGCCCUCAGCCAGCAGGAUGCCGGGCCCCUGGACUCCACCUUCAUCUAGUUGGCCAUGGCCAUGGGCAUGGACACGGAGCUCUCAGUGCCUGGCCUGGCAGGCAGCCCGGGUGGGUACCUCAGGCUGAAGACCACCUGACUGGCCAGGACCCAGAUUUCUUCUUCUCUUCCAAUCUGGGCUCCCCCAGCCCCUCAGCCCCAGGUGGAGCCUGCAUGUGGGCUGUGCCCCAAUAUGUCCCAUGGCCCCAGACACAGACCAGGUUGUAGCCCGGGGGUGCUAAACUGGGGUGGGGCUUCCUAGUGCUAACGUGGCCCUAAGCUGCUACUACCACUGCCAGUGGACACUGAGGGAUCCUCCUCACGUUUACCCUGAUCUUGGGCAGCUCUGGGCAGGCCCCCUCCCGUGUGUACAUACAGCUGGCCUUUCCUUUCUGACCUGGGGUCUCCAGUAAGAGGUACUGGUCCCACUGGGCUGCACUUCUGACCACAGCCAGCAGAGGGUGCCUCGCGCUCGCAGACCCAAAGCUGCCCAGCAGAUGCCUCUGUGAGGUCUGUGGUCAGGUGCCCUGACCAGGGCUGGCAGGCCUGGGGGCCCAGCAGGUGAUGGGGCCCAGGAGCCCCAGGGCAUCUUCCCUCCCUCAGGUCUAGUGGCUGUCUUUCUCCUAGAAGCAGAUGAAAACGGUAAAGGGUGGUUUCUAGGAGGAGGUCUGCUUGUGUCAGAGGUCAUGCCUGGGCCAAGGCUGGCCUGCUUGCCCCUCCUCUCAGGAUCCCGGACCUUAAAACAACUUGGGUUGGCUGUCAUCCACCCCCUUUGCAAAACUGAGCCCAUGGAGCAACCUGUGACCCACCCCAGGGCCUCAGGCCACCGGGCAUCCUGGCCAGGCCAGGCUAUGGUCACCAGGGUUGCUGGGAUGUGCCCAUUCCCUGGGAAGAGAGAUGUGGGCAUGGCUGUGCGAGAGAAUGGGCCCCCCAGGUGUGCCCCAAGGUUCCUUAUAGGCAAGUGCCCCCACCAGGGCCUACCCCACAUGACCCAAGUUUCCCGAGAUAGAGGGCCUGCCUUACCCUCCCUGACCCCAGAUUCAGGUGGGCUCAGCCAUAGGAAAGGAAGACCAUGGGGUUCAGGGAGAGAUCAGAGACAGGGGCCUCAUCAGGGAUGACUCUCCAGCCCUACACCAGCCUCUGAGGGGAACCUCCACCCCAGGAAGGAGGGGGAGCAUGACCUGUGCCAGCAUCUCCGCAGGAGCUUGCCUCCUACACCGAGGAUGUGACAUCACCUUUGGGUCAUGUGGUAGGGGCCCCAGGCGUGAGGCUUGAGUAUAUAGGGAGAGACGUCGUAAACCCAGAAGGUUUAGGCACAUGGACUCCCAGAGCCUUGGAGAGAUCCUGGGUCUGGGGUGCUGGCCAUGCCCUGCCAACCCCAGCUCUGAGCUCCCCACAUUGUGCUCCAGGGCUUACAGGGAGGGAGGGGGUGUCCUGGUUCGGGCCCACAUCUGCCCCGCAUGCAAGCUGCCCUCCUUAGAGGAUGGGGUGGGUUCUUUUGGGGGCCCGAGAACCCCUGACCUGGACCCACACAGGCUCUGCGAGACAGGCACCCAGAGGGGAAUGGGGUCCUGAAGGGAAGAUGAGGUUCCCAGCACCCGCUGGGACGUGCAGGGCAGUGGCCAGCCCAGGAGAAAUCCUCCCCCAUGACAGUCUGGGCCCUGCCCACUGCGACCUCCCCAAAGCCACCUGUUCUUGGAUCUGCUCUUCCCCGUUCGGUCCCACCACUACUGCCUCCACACCAGCAUCUCACUAGGAUUUUCUGCUCACAGGUUCUCCCAUGACAUUCCAAAAAGUGGAAACUACUUGUCCUCUGUAUCCUCCCAUGACCCUGUGGCUCAGGGCAGCCCCCAGGCUCCGCAUCCAGAGCCCUUCCCAAUCCUGCCAGUAGCUGGGUUGCAGCUAGACAGCCAGCCUCCCACCUCUGCUCUUUGCAAGUGGUGUUCCCUGGAACAUCGCUUCCCUGCUCCACCGGCUGCUGCCCAGCCCUCCGCUAGGGAGCGAAGGGACCUGAAGAGGCUGCCGGGCGUCCACAUUCCUUCUGCUGACUUCACACGACUGCCUAGCUGUCUCACCAGACCUGCCAGAGAUAGUCGCCCUUCAGUUGCGAGGAACAUGUGAGAGAAGCUGGCCACGCAGAAGGCAAGCUGGGAGUACAAAUCCCUUGUGGCCUCAGUGUCCCACCCAGGGUGAGAAAACAUACCCUCUCUGUUUGCAGUCUGAAGACAGGCUCCCUGUGGGCCCUAGAGACCUCAGGGGAAGGAUUUAAGUGGUCCCAAGUUGGCAAGUGCAGCUGGAAGGCAGACUGCCUCCUCUGCGAAGCACUAGUGACAUUCGAGGCUGAGUCGUGGGUGGGGGGAUGGGAGGUUGUCUUCUGUGCUGUGUGACUGUGACGAUAGUGACGACAUCUCUGGCUUGUAUCCACACAUCUAGUUCUGACAACUAAUGUCUCAGGAUGUUGCCAAAUGUCUCGAGGGGUGGUGGUGGUAGAAACAUUGUCCCUGAUUGAGAAUUACUGCCCAAAAUUUCAUGGAGGCCAAGUCCCAAAGAAAUUAGGCAUCUCCAAAUUUAAAAAAACAUUUUCACAAACAACCAGGAGUGCACUUGCCACGAGAGCCAGCAGAGACAACAGAUCCUGCAAAUAUUUCAGAUAUUGGAAUUAUCAGAGAAUAUAUGGCUUUUAUAUAAAAGAGAUUCUUGAAAAUAUAAACACGGCACAGUCUUUAUAUAGCUCAUCCCAUGAAAUAAUCUUUUAGUUUAUAAAGAUGAGCAAUAAAGCAUGAAAGAUCAAACAACUUACAGAAAUAAAAUAUAAAUUAAAAUUAAACCUCAGGGAUGCCUAGGUAGCUCAGCAGUUGAGCAUCUGCCUUCGGCUCAGGUGGUAACCCCGGGGUCCCAGGAUUGAGUCCCACAUUGGGCUCCUCGCAGGGAGCCUGAUUCUCCCUCUGUCUGUGUUUCUGCCUCUCUCUGUCUCUCAUGAAUAAAUAAAAUCUUAAAAAAAAAAAAAAAAAAGAAAGAAAUUAAACCUAAAAUGGACUAAACUGAUGAAAGUUUUCAGCUGGAGUUGGUGAACCAGAAGAGUGUAGGAAGUGAUCCAGGGCAGAGCCCAGAGUCUGAUGGGAAGUGUGAAUGACAGGCGAGGGUCACUCCUCUGGUUGCAUUUCCUAGAAGAGGAUGAGGAAGGAGGGGCAACAUAGGAAGAUAAGCAGGCUUCCAGUUUUUCAGAAUUGUCUAGAAAUCUCAGUUCUCCAAUCCGGAAAUCACAACAAAUGCCAGCCAGGCCUGAGAGGAAGAAAUGCACAUUCCCUCUCCCGAGACCAUAGGAGAACCACCCAUAAGGCCGGACCCAGAGCAACCUUUCAUAGAGUGAACACAACAUAAAAACAUUUCAAAAAUAAAAAUUUUCAAAAAAAAAAAAAAAA
Canis lupus familiaris (dog) is the source of this 4642-nucleotide messenger RNA. It is a transcript of the gene SAPCD2, whose product is annotated as suppressor APC domain containing 2. The transcript is spliced from 6 exons. The coding region runs from base 1 to 1230 and encodes 409 amino acids. NCBI's taxonomy places the organism in Eukaryota, Metazoa, Chordata, Mammalia, Carnivora, Canidae. The record is from RefSeq and is a predicted model, not a curated record.